Messenger RNA from Ilex paraguariensis (yerba mate), 1671 nucleotides. NCBI's taxonomy places the organism in Eukaryota, Viridiplantae, Streptophyta, Magnoliopsida, Aquifoliales, Aquifoliaceae. The record is from the annotation of a GenBank genome assembly.
AUGAGAAACGAAGAGGCUGUUGUUGCGCAUCGUUCAUCACCACCAUGGACGGCACUGCAAAUGCUUCUGCUAGCUAUGCUUUUCGUAUCGUCAUUAAUUCAGACUAUUGAUUCAGAAUCUGACGGCAUCGAAUCAGUCCAAUGGCAGAUCAUCAACAAGCUAAAUUUCUCCUCUCAGAUUCGACUCCAUUCCUGUAUUCUUUUCAUGGUCACUGUUCCAUGGUCUGGUGAGUCACGAUCCCUUAAGAAGGAUAUAAUUCAUGCAGUUUCUAAUCAGCAAGACAAGUUUGGCACCCUAAAGUUGAUGCUCUUAUAUAGAAAUAGUGAGAGAAUGCUGGCAGAUGCCCUUGGUGCUACCGAGGGAAUUACAAUUCUGUACUACCACCAUUCUUUGUCUUAUAGAUAUCGAGGGAGGCUUCGGGCACAAAAUAUAUUAUCUUCUGCGCAUUAUCUUAUGUCGCUUCGGCCCGAAGAAAUGCCUCUCAAAUCUUUGAAUACACCUGAGGAUUUGAAAACAUUCCUUGAAUCAACUGAUAAGGCUUUACUUCUCCUGGAAUUUUGUGGAUGGACUCCUAGAUUACUGGCCAAGGGCAAGAGCAAUGAGACUGAAAACAUUUAUGGUUUUAAUGGAGAGACCAAUGGAACAGUAGCAGGCGAAGGGAAGAAAAACCAGAAGGGGAUGGAAAAUGAAAAGAUGAACUGUGGUGUUGACAUUGGUUUUAGUGGAAUUCCUUGGCUUAGGGAAUUUACCUUGGUAAAUGAGAGUGCUUUCUUGAAGGCAGAGAAUAUGACGCCUGAUAGUGGGGUUUCAUGUAGUUUUGAAGAAUUCCAUCGGUUUGAAUCAUUUCUAUCAAAGUUCAUGGUUGUUGCGAGAGAGUUCUUCUUGCCUCCUGAAAGGCUAAGAUUUGGUCUGGUUCCUGAGAGAUCUUUGAUUUCAUCUCUGGGUAUUGCAGAAUCUAGUUCAUGGUUGUUGAUACAAUACUCUUCGCAAUGUCCUAGCUGUUCAAAGGUUCUUAGAGAAGGGGAUGAUCUUAGAAGUUUUCUAGAGACGCAAACUCCACUUGUGACAGAGGCAAGUUUAUCUGUUGUGCUCUUCAAUCAUUAUCUUUUGAUCCAGCUUCUUUUUAAGGUCUUUCAAUCAGGUGAUUAUUGCCUGAUUGUUGCCCAGUCCUGUUGUCUGCGGAUACAAGUGCAGUACAAUGUACAUUCAACUAGCUCAAUCCCUAAAAACAUAAACCACUAUGCUAACAGAGUAGGAUACAACUGCUACCCCCAAUUUAUCGACAAUAAUCCAAACGAUGAAGUGAUAGGAUCACCAUGUUAUUGCGGGUAUGCUUUAAAGUCGGGAACCCGAUCACCCACUCUAUUCCAGGCAUGCUUUCAGCCAGAGAAUCAAAAUAUCCACAAGAGCCCUCAUGAAAGGGAAGAUGAAGAGGUUUAUCACCUUGAUUGUCAUGUAAUGAUUGAACAGAAGCUUUACUGGCUUGAAAUGGAUGAGAAUUCUUGGGGAAACACUGUUAUUUUUAAGUGGAAUGGAUAUGGGAGUAUCUGUGUUUCGUUAGAUUUGGGGAGUGUUAAUUGGCUGGAAGAAGUUAUGGCUGAAUCUAUACGGUGGAAUUCCUGCAAAACUUUUUCAAGACAGUGUAGAAGCAAGUCCUCUUGUUUUGGGUGA